GUAGCUAAGGCCUGUGUAAUUGAUAGGAUGCAUCUGGCUUCAAGGCACAGAUUGAGUACAAGGGCAGGCUCUUGCUGUCAUUGGAGAAUGUGGGUGGGAUAGGAGCUAAAUCCUGGGACCACUUGCUCUAUAUAUGAGUGCCAAGACAAUCUAGAGCAGGGAGAGGCAGAGAGGCAGGCAGCCUGCUGAGCUCUUCCUGCUGCUGAAAACUUAUCCAGCCCUUACAGUGGAAAAUUUCAUCGUUUCUUCUGCCCUGAAUGUUUCCCCGAACAUGAAGGCAAUAAGCUUAUUCAUUUUGGUGGGAUUUACAGGAGAGUUCCAAAUUUUUUCAAGUGCCUCCUCUCCAGUGAACUGCCAGUGGGACUCGUAUGCGCCUUGGUCAGAAUGCAAUGGCUGUACCAAGACUCAGACUCGCAGGCGGUCAGUUGCUGUGUAUGGGCAGUAUGGGGGCCAACCUUGUACUGGAAAUGCUUUUGAAACACAGUCCUGUAAACCUACAAGAGGAUGUCCAACAGAGGAGGGAUGUGGAGAGCGUUUCAGGUGUUUUUCAGGUCAGUGCAUCAGCAAAUUGUUGGUUUGCAAUGGGGAUUCUGACUGUGAAGAAGAUAGUGCUGAUGAAGACAGAUGUGAGGACUCAGAAAGGAGACCUUCCUGUGAUAUCGAUAAGCCUCCUCCUAACAUAGAACUUACAGGAAAUGGUUACAAUGCACUCACUGGCCAGUUUAGGAACAGAGUCAUCAACACCAAAAGUUUUGGUGGUCAGUGUAGAAAGGUGUUUAGCGGGGAUGGAAGAGACUUCUACAGGCUGAGUGGAAAUGCCCUCUCCUAUACAUUCCAGGUGAAAGUAAAUAAUGAUUUUAAUUAUGAAUUUUACAAUAGUACCUGGUCUUAUGUAAAAUCUACAUCAAGCGAACAUACAUCAUCUAGUAACAAGCGCUUCCUUUUUAGCUCUUCAUCAUCUAGUUCAUACAGUUAUCAUUCACAUACCAAUAAAAUCCAUAAAGAAAAGAGUUAUCAAUUGUUGGUUGUAGACAACACCGUUGAAGUGGCUCAGUUCAUUAAUAACAAUCCAGAAUUUUUACAACUUGCUGAGCCAUUCUGGAAGGAGCUUUCCCACCUCCCCUCUCUGUAUGACUACAGUGCCUACCGCAGACUAAUCGACCAAUAUGGGACACAUUAUCUGCAAUCUGGGUCCUUAGGAGGAGAAUACAGAGUUCUAUUUUAUGUGGACUCAGAAAAACUCAAACAAAAGGAUUUUGGUUCAGCAGAAGGAAAAAACUGUAAAUCCUCAGGUUGGAAAUUUUUAUUUUCUUCAUCAAGACAUAAAUGCAAGGAAAUGGAAGAUGCUUUUAAAUCUGAUUCAGGAACCGGCGGCAAUGUGAUGCGAGGAGACCCCUUUGUCAGAGGGGGAGCUGUGGGCUUUGUAUCCGGCCUUAGUUACCUAGAGCUAGACAACCCUGCUGGAAACAAAAGACGAUAUUCUUCCUGGGCAGAAUCUGUGACUAAUCUUCCUCAAGUCAUAAAACAAAAGCUGACACCUUUAUAUGAACUGGUAAAGGAAGUACCUUGUGCCUCUGUGAAAAAACUAUACCUGAAACGGGCUCUUGAAGAGUAUCUGGAUGAAUUUGACCCCUGUCAUUGCCAGCCUUGUCAAAAUGGUGGCUUGGCCACCGUUGAGGGGACCCAUUGUGUGUGCCAUUGCAAACCAUACACAUUUGGUGCAGCAUGUGAGAAAGGAGUCCUCGUAGGGAAUCAAGCAGGAGGGGUUGAUGGAGGUUGGAGUUGCUGGUCCUCUUGGAACCCCUGUGUUCAAGGGAAGAAAACAAGAAGUCGAGAAUGCAAUAACCCACCUCCCAGUGGGGGUGGGAGAUCCUGCAUUGGAGAAACAACAGAAAGCACGCAAUGUGAAGAUGAGGAGCUGGAGCACUUGAGAAUGCUUGAACCACAUUGCUUUCCUUUGUCUUUGGUUCCAACGGAAUUCUGUCCAUCCCCUCCUGCCUUGAAAGAUGGAUUCGUUCAAGAUGAAGGUACAACAUUUCCUGUGGGGAAAAAUGUACUGUACACUUGCAAUGAAGGAUACUCUCUUGUUGGAAACCCAGUGGCCAGAUGUGGAGAAGAUUUACGGUGGCUGGUUGGGGAAAUGCAUUGUCAGAAAAUUGCCUGUGUUCUACCUGUCCUGAUGGAUGGCAUACAGAGUCACCCCCAUAAACCUUUCUACACAGUUGGUGAGAAGGUGACUGUUUCUUGUUCAGGUGGCAUGUCCUUGGAAGGUCCUUCAGCAUUUCUCUGUGGCUCCAGCCUUAAGUGGAGUCCUGAGAUGAAGAAUGUCCAGUGUGUACAAAAAGACACUCCUUUAACACAGGCAGUGCCUAAAUGUCAGCGCUGGGAGAAACUGCAGAAUUCAAGAUGUGUUUGUAAAAUGCCCUACGAAUGUGGAUCUUCCUUGGAUGUAUGUGCUCGAGAUGAGAGAAGCAAAAGGAUACUGCCUCUGACAGUUUGCAAGAUGCAUGUUCUCCACUGUCAGGGUAGAAACUACACUCUUACUGGUAGGGACAGCUGCACUCUACCUGCCUCAGCUGAGAAAGCUUGUGGUGCCUGCCCACUGUGGGGAAAAUGUGAUGCUGAGAGCAGCAAAUGUGUCUGCCGAGAAGCAUCGGAGUGCGAAGAAGACGGGUUUAGCAUUUGUGUGGAAGUGAACGGCAAGGAGCAGACGAUGUCUGAGUGUGAGGUGGGCGCUCUGAGGUGCACAGGGCGGAGCAUCUCCAUCAUCAGCAUAAAGCCUUGUGCUGUGGAAACCCAGUAGGCUCCUGAGGCCCCCAGCAGGCAGCUGGGGCUGAGUGAAAACAUCUGCACACCUGGCCACUGGACAGCUUUUCCUUUUUCUCCAGAGUUUACUUUCCUCCGCAAAUCCCAGCCCUCUGCAUGAAGACAACACUUUGUUCUCCCAAAUCUGAACCGAGUUAAUCUUUUGUCUCCUUUUUAAAAAGUGUCAGUCAGGAUGAAGACUAUUCAUGAGCCUUUGCACAGGCUGGCUGCGUGUUCUUGAAAAACAUGUUACCUUCUCCAGGCCUUGGUUUUUUAAAAUCUGUAAAAUUAGAGGAUUGUGCUAGAGAAACUUGAA
Molecule: messenger RNA, 3121 nt
Organism: Cebus imitator (Panamanian white-faced capuchin)
Lineage: Eukaryota; Metazoa; Chordata; Mammalia; Primates; Cebidae
Gene: C7
Product: complement C7
Exons: 18
Coding region: 272-2803 (843 amino acids)
Biological process (GO): immune response
Cellular component (GO): membrane attack complex
Molecular function (GO): protein binding
Source: RefSeq, a predicted model, not a curated record